AUGACAGUAUCCUCAGUUGAGGCUCCCAAGGCCUCCGUGCCAGCAGUUACACAACCGGCAGACAUGCCGCAUCGUACGCUUAGCAGGUCGAUGACAUUUGCCAAUCUUGACCAAUACCAAUACUGGCAUGCGGUCGGUCCAAUGCUGGGGAGGAUGCUCUCCAAUGGCAACUACAGCAUUCAUCAACAAUAUGAAUAUCUGUGCCUUUUCGCGCAUGUCAUAAUCCCAAAAUUGGGUCCAUUCCCUGGUGGAAGGGACAUCUACAAAUGUCUGCUCGGAGGCACUGGCUCCGUGGAGCUCAGCCAGAAUGUCCAGAAACUAGGCCUGACUGCACGGGUUGCGUUCGAGCCUACCAGCUACAUCGCCAGCACGGGAGUCGACCCACUCAACCGACACACGGUACACGCUACCCUGGCAGAAUUGAGGGCCAUCGGGUCUGCCACUGUUGACAUGGAGCUGCAUCAAAUGCUCGUCAAUGAGCUGACGUUGACGGACCGCGAGGAAAAACUCAUGUCGCCGGAGCAAAUCUCGGGAACUGCGUGGAAGACGCAAAUUCUGCUUGCUCUGGAUCUGGGACAGACUGGGAUCACAGUCAAGGAGUAUCUUUACCCGGCACUCAAAGCUUCCGUGAUAGGAAAGACCGUGGCGGAGUUGUGCUUUUCUGCUAUUCGGAAAGUGGACACACAAGGAGUCUUCGAGGCUUCGACCCAGGCUAUUGAGACGUAUAUGCAAACCCAAAGCCAGACAGACCUCUACUUUUUGUCAUGCGAUCUGGUCGAUCCAGCGAGAACUCGAAUCAAGCUGUACCUAAUGGAGCUGGAUAUGAGAAUGGAAAAAGUCGAGGAACAUUGGACAAUGGGAGGCAAGCUGAUUGACGAAGAGACAGUCCUUGGGCUGAAAAUGCUGCGAGAGCUGUGGGUAGAGUUUGGGAUUAUCGAAGGCAUGCGAAAUGAGCCAGAGCGCCCAUCGUUGCCUGGAGAUCCUGACACUAUCGUUCCCUUCAUCAUGAAUUAUGAGAUGAAUCCCUGCGAGGCAUUGCCAAAGCCCAAAUUUUACUUCCCCUUGGUUGGAAUUUCGGAGCUGAAAAUUGCCAAUGUGCUUACUGCAUUCUUUGAACGCUAUGAUAUGCCCGAGCAGGCAGCGGUGUAUCGUGAUAACCUGCAGACAUACUACCCCAGCAAGGAUUUGGCCGUCGCAACGGAUCAUCAGGCAUGGAUGUCCUUUUCAUACACCAAGAAGAAAGGACCUUACCUUACGAUGUACUAUCACUAG
Molecule: messenger RNA, 1272 nt
Organism: Penicillium coprophilum
Lineage: Eukaryota; Fungi; Ascomycota; Eurotiomycetes; Eurotiales; Aspergillaceae
Gene: cdpNPT
Product: putative dimethylallyl tryptophan synthase
Exons: 2
Coding region: 1-1272 (423 amino acids)
Biological process (GO): alkaloid metabolic process
Molecular function (GO): transferase activity, transferring alkyl or aryl (other than methyl) groups
Source: RefSeq, a predicted model, not a curated record